Messenger RNA from Penicillium taxi, 2076 nucleotides. RefSeq lists its product as uncharacterized. NCBI's taxonomy places the organism in Eukaryota, Fungi, Ascomycota, Eurotiomycetes, Eurotiales, Aspergillaceae. The record is from RefSeq and is a predicted model, not a curated record. Gene Ontology annotation, biological process: regulation of DNA-templated transcription; DNA-templated transcription. The transcript is spliced from 4 exons. Gene Ontology annotation, molecular function: DNA binding; zinc ion binding; DNA-binding transcription factor activity, RNA polymerase II-specific. Gene Ontology annotation, cellular component: nucleus. The coding region runs from base 1 to 2076 and encodes 691 amino acids.
AUGAAUUCCUUGCGCAAGAAUGGUUUACCAUCAUCAUGCGAGCCAUGCCGGAAGUCUAAGCUACGGUGUGAUCAUCGUGUGCCUGUUUGUGGCCGAUGUGUCCGCACAAAAAAGUUAGCCAAAUGUAUCUAUCGUCCUUCGCCAUCAACGACAAGGACAACGACAGCGAACCCGGAGCCAAUACUCCUGUCAGAAUGCGACCCGGCAGAUAGAGAGACAGGUGGAGAAGUUAACUUCACAGACCGUAGUGAAGGCCAAGAAGAUCGCACAAUGAAGAGAAGGCGAUUGUCCCAGUCAGAGUACAUGGGAAUGACUAGUCACUUUGCGCUUUUUAAAGAAAGCACUAGCCACAUGGGCAUGCAAACUUCAAUUCAAGAGAACAGCGGUGAUCAGGUUACAAGUUCAAAUGCCAUUGUCGAAACAAGUGAGAUAAAAGAAGGCGCCAAAAUUUUACGACUGUUGAGAGAUCUACCAGUCUAUCAGAGACUCGCGUAUAAUUGGAUCGAAGCGAGCUAUGGCUGUGAUCUUCUGGGCAUGACAGGUGUAUAUUCCAGUUUUGAGUCCCUGCAAGAAUUCUCGGGGGAUUUAAGCUUUGCCGUCUUGUCGGCUCGCUCACGAGAGAUAUUCCUCCUAUUCUCGAAACCUGUCCCCAUCCAUUCUUCACUAACAUUCAAGGAAUAUAUGGCGUUCAUGUCAUGUAGAUGGGAGAUCAUUGGCAUGGCCUUCACUUUUGUGGCAGCGGGAACCUUCUUUUCACGUGAAUGGGAUUCUAUAUUCCAAGCUCACAGCAUGCCGAUUAUUUCCCGGAAGGAUCUUGGAAUCUUGGCAUUGACAGCAGCUGAUACAUGCCUCAAAUUCUGCAACGAGGCUGGAGUAUUGAACGACGCUGUCAGCUGGUUAGUUCAGGAACAUGGCUGGCUUACAACCCUCGUUCAUGGGGACCGGGACUAUCGCUCCUGGAGAGCUAUAGGAGAUGUUUCGACCAUAGUUUUCACUCUUGGUCUUAACCAGCCUGCAUCAAUGGAUGAAGCACCCUUCUGGCUCUCUGAAAUGCGAAAGCGGCUGAUGAGUUUAGCUUAUAGCAUGGACAAGCAGUUAGCUACCUUCUUGGGAAGACCCCCACGCGUCAGCUGGCGGUUUUGUAACUUCUCAUUGCCUCUGGAUUUGAGUUUCAAUGAACUUAUCGCGGAGCCCAGUGUCCGGGAUGCUGCAAUCAGUAAAUUGGAUUCCAAUGGCUGGAACCGCGCUGGCUCGCAUGGGAUAUACAUGCGCGUGGUCUUGCUGAUGGGUCCCAUACGAGAGAGUAUUCUGGAGUUGUCACUAAGCCAACAGGUUGAAGAUUUCGAGGGAAAAAUUGUAGAGAUAUUAGAGCAAUCUCAAUGGGCCUGGGCCCGACUACCUUCGUUUCUUCGCACAAGGUAUCACUUUGAGUCAUUAUCAGAAAAAUACGACGUCACUGAAAGUAUGUGGCUCCAAUUGGAACUAGAUUUUAUCUAUAAUGAGUUCCUUCUUCUUCGAAUACGCUCAAAAAGACUUAGUGAGUGGUCUCCAGAUCUUGUCAGGGUCUCUUGUGACAUAAUGAGCAAGGUCUUGCUAUUUACCAACUGUCGGAUUCGGUCUAUGAAUCUCUCCCCUGAAAUUACAUGGAUUAUCUCCUUCUUCGGUCUACCUUCAGCUGGUGUUCUUUCACUCGAACUUCUCCGCUGGGAACAGCUGUCAAUGGACGAACUCAACUCUGCUUCGAUUGCCAUGAUGCCAUUCCCCCGAUCAAAAGUCAUCCAGGAUCUCAGUAUUUUUGCAUCUUACCUCCAAACGGUCAUCCAACCCUACGACGGUAAUUACUCUAUAUGCCAGCAGGCUCGUGGGACGAUUCAGCGCGUGCUAGACCUUGUCCUGUCACCAGAGCACGCUCAAUCCGCUGUCCCAGUAAUACAAACAAGUACAAUUGCGUCGAAUUCACAGCCUCCAAAUAAUACGGAUGUCACGGAUAACAUCCUAGACUUCAACUAUUACAUCACGCAUCUGGACAAUUGGCAGUCAGAGCUGCAAAAUGGAUUGGAUAUGUUAUAUUAUUAA